Mangifera indica (mango) is the source of this 1577-nucleotide messenger RNA. RefSeq names its product serine/arginine-rich splicing factor SR34A. Lineage: Eukaryota; Viridiplantae; Streptophyta; Magnoliopsida; Sapindales; Anacardiaceae. The record is from RefSeq and is a predicted model, not a curated record. The transcript is spliced from 14 exons. Gene Ontology annotation, cellular component: ribonucleoprotein complex; nucleus; cytoplasm. Gene Ontology annotation, molecular function: mRNA binding. Bases 465 to 1310 code for a protein of 281 amino acids.
GUGUCCGCAGGAAAAUACAAUCUGAGCCGUCCAUCUUGAUUCUUAAACUAAACAACAAACGGAUGGAUUCAUCUGGCAUCGGGGAGAUUAUUUCUCACCAGGACAAGCCCUAGUUCUCUUUCUCUCGGCGACGGCGGCUUCAGCUAAGAAAUCUUGAUUUGAAGCGCUUGGAACAAAUUUGAGCUUUGCAAUUGCUAUCAUACAUAGGGGUUGGUUGGUUAUAGAGAGGGAGUGGGAGAAAUGGUUUUAUUUUUUAUAAUUGGAGAUUCAUGCUCACUUUCGGAAGAUCUUUACGCUCUGCAAAAAUUCAUGGGAGGAUGAGGAGAGCAAAUUAAAUUUCAAUUUUAUUAUAGCUUUGGAGCAUCCUGGAGCAAAUGAGCAAUGGAGCUUGUGGAGCACCACUCUCAUCAAGGAUUGCUCACUUGUGAAGUUUUUGCUAUUGCCAUAUUCCUUUACCAGCAGAAAUGAGUGGUCGCUUUUCUCGCACAAUCUAUGUUGGCAACCUGCCAUCGGAUAUAAGAGAAUAUGAAGUUGAAGAUUUAUUCUACAAGUAUGGUCGUAUAUUGGAUAUUGAAUUGAAGAUUCCACCUCGUCCUCCAUGCUAUUGUUUUGUGGAGUUUGAGAAUUCUCGUGAUGCAGAAGAUGCAAUUAGAGGCCGUGAUGGCUAUAAUUUCGAUGGCUGUCGUUUAAGGGUUGAGCUUGCACAUGGUGGUAGAGGUCCAUCAUCUAGUGAUCGACGUGGUAGCUAUGGUGGUGGUGGUGGUGGUGGUGGUGGUGGUGGUGGUGGUCGAUUUGGAAUCUCCCGCCAUUCUGAAUAUCGAGUUAUUGUCCGCGGGCUCCCUUCAUCAGCUUCAUGGCAAGAUUUGAAGGAUCAUAUGCGAAAAGCAGGUGAUGUGUGUUUUGCUGAAGUUUCCCGUGACAGUGAGGGAACUUAUGGCGUUGUUGACUAUACCAAUCCAGAUGACAUGAAAUAUGCUAUUCGGAAACUUGAUGAUACUGAAUUUAGAAAUCCUUGGGCAAGGGGACGAAUAACGGUGAAGAGAUAUGAUCGUAGUCCAUCAAGAAGCAGAAGUAGAAGUCGCAGCAGAAGUAGAAGCAGGAGUAGGAGCAGGAGCCGAAGCAGGAGCAGGAGCAGGAGCAGAAGUCCAAAAAGAAUUCGGAGUAAAUCAGUAGAACGAUCUGUUUCUAGAUCAGUGUCAAGAUCUAGAUCUGCAUCACCUGUUAAACCAUCAAGAGCAAGAUCAAGGUCACGAUCACCAUCACGAUCACGGUCUGCAUCACCUCACAAGGUGCAAUCAGGAAGUGGCUGAUUCUGGGAACGGAAAUUCAGACUCUUCAUUGCCUGCUGAGAUGAGUUUGUGGGCAAGUUCUUUUAACUUCAUGUUUUAAUGAAAACCUAGAGACUAGUCAUUAGCUUAUGGAUUGGUAAUGAUUAAUCGAUGAAUGUGGAGGAAGUUGAAUUUAUGAAUCUGCGUAGUUUUUAUUUAUUUUGCACAUUGUUUUCAAUUAUCUUUCUGUGCUUGUAGCAAACCUUUGACUUUGAGUAUUAGUUAAUGAGUUAUUGUGAGUUUUGAACA